GACAGCGGCGUUGAUCUAAGAAAGCGAGUAGGGCACCGCAGCCCCCCACUAGUUAAUACAGUGAGGCUGGGCAGCAGGCCCCCAACUCCAUCUGGAUUAUUACUGUACAAAUCUGCCAAUAUUCUAUUACUACUGUCCGGAAUAUUACUUUCCCAUCUCUGCCACCGCCAGCAGGUAGCUUGAGUCUCUUUCUUGGUCUCUAGUACCUGCUAUGACAGGCAAACUCGUGGAGAAGCUCCCCUUGACCAUGAACAGUUUAUUAAACCAGGUGACAGACAGCAUGUAUCCAGAAGAGGAGCUCCCCAUCUACAGUUCGGACCCUAUUCACUAUAACCAAAUGAAUACAGAAAAUGUGAUGGAUAUGGGACUUGGAAGUGACAAAGGAAACCAGGAACUGCCCUAUCCGAACACUUUCCAGCCCACUCCUGGCAACAAGACUGCAGUAACCUACCUAGGGAAAUUUGCUUUUGAUUCGCCUACAAGCUGGUGUACAGAUAACAUCAUUAACCUUAUGAGUGCUGGCAUCCUGGGUGUCUCGUCUUCCUGCAGUACUGUCACAACACCUACUUCAACUUCUGUCACUAUGGGGCAAAGUCAGCUUAACCAAGGAGAGGUGGAGUCAAUGUACCCUGGUCUGUCCUCUUAUACAUCCUGUGGUGAAAUGUAUCAAGAUCAAGUCACAUUCCAUAACCCCCAGACCACCACCUCCCUUCCUUAUACCACAGCAGACUAUUCCACACCCAAGCCUGCCUUGGACUCCAACAACAUAUUUCCUAUGAUUCCAGACUACAGUAUAUAUCAUCACCAAGGUGACAUGAGUACUAUGGCAGAACACAAGCCUUUCCAAAGCAUGGACCCAAUUAGGGUAAAUCCGCCACCGAUUACUCCACUAGAAACUAUUAAGGCAUUUAAGGACAAACAAAUUCAUCCAGGCUUUGCAAGUCUACAUCAACAACAUCAGCAGCAGCCUCUGACUUUAAAGCCCAUCCGUCCCAGGAAAUAUCCAAACCGUCCUAGCAAGACUCCUGUGCACGAACGCCCCCAUGCCUGUCCAGCUGAAGGUUGUGACCGACGUUUCUCCCGCUCAGAUGAGCUUACUCGGCAUCUACGCAUUCACACAGGUCACAAGCCCUUCCAGUGUCGUAUCUGUAUGCGCAGCUUUAGUCGCAGUGAUCACCUCACCACUCAUAUCCGUACCCAUACAGGUGAGAAACCCUUCUCCUGUGAGUUUUGUGGGCGCAAAUUUGCACGUAGCGAUGAACGUAAAAGGCAUGCCAAGAUCCAUUCUAAGCAAAAGGAAAAGAAAGUGGAGAAAAAUUCUCUUUUGCCCCUAAUCACUACCACACCUACUCCCACAGCACCAAUUGUAACCACAUGUGCAUAGACUGAAAUGGAAGGGGUUUUGUCUUGUACGGUUUCAGCUCUUCUCUGAGGAGUUGGCAACCUAUCUGAAAUUGGACUGUUCCAUCCUACUGGGUCCUGUUUAUACUGUGCAUUCGGAUCGCCUUGACCCGAAUUAGAUGAUGUGAUGCACUUCAGCAAAGCUUGUUGGAAUGAAGCCAUUGUUGAGAAGGGGUGCUCCAGUGCACAUUCUGAGGGAAUGACUGUGACCAGAGGUGGGUCCCACUGUCAGCACCUGCACAGAACUGGGAAUCCACAUAUGGCCACAUCUUCGCUGAAUAGGGAACAAAACUUGUCAUUUUGAAGUCUUCACUAGGGCAUCUUAGCUCCAAUUAGUAUGUGGUCUCUAAUGUUCUUACAUAGGUGUGCAUAUAGUGUGUACAUAUGUACGUGUACAAGUACGCUCCUAUAUACAAAACACAUUUAUUCAAUCAAUUAUUUGUCAGAAGGGGCCAGGAGACAUGAGCAAACCAUGUUUUAAUUGUGUUUAAACUGUGAUAGGUAACAGCUGUAAAUGUGCAUAUGCAGCAAUUUGUUAAAUCUUUUAACAGCUGCUGGACCAAACUUUGCUGGCAAAACCUCCUCUAAUGUUAUGGACCUUUUUCUUUUUGUAUAGGGUUUGUCAGCAACCUGUUAUAAAUGGUCAUUUGACCACUUUAUACUGCAUGCAUUAUUUACUGGUCAUCUGAUGGCUGCAGUUGCCAUUGAAUGCAUUACCCCUGGAUUUGUACACAGUUUCAGAUGUCUCAGUUUAUAAAAACACCCCCUCCACAUACACAAUUCCUGGUACCAUUUCAGAGCACUUUCUGUAGCCUGCCUGUAUCCAAGGCCAGACAAAUGUGCAAAGCAAGCUGCUUUACCUGCCCUGGGCUUGUUAUUUGUACUUUACUCUCUUCUGAGCUUCCAAACAGAUUUCUAGCACUGCUUGCCUGGAAGUUUUUUUUUCCUGCUGGUGCAUGGAAAGCAGGUCAGGCUUCACUUACCUAAACAGUUAAACUUAAAAAUAUCUAUAUAUAUAUUUCUGUUAUACUUGAAACUCAAACCAUUUCAGACGGUUUGUAAAAAUGAACACUUUUUGUUGUGAGAUAAGGAAACAGGGAAAAGGGGGUUACAUUUUUCCCUCUGUAGGAAAUAUGUGCUAUCAGGUAUUUUCAUACUUGUUGAAUGUUUUUUAAUGUACAGAUUAUGUUGCUAUUGCCUUUUUACUCCUAAAGGCCUUGUAAAGUACAAAUGGUACUAGUUUUGAUGCCAUUGUGACAUGUUAAUAAAUAUGUAUACUUAAUAACUCAAGUGCUUUUUACAGGUAUUGAAGGGGAUGCUUUUUAUGAAAAAAUAUUGGUCGUGUUUCCUUUGCAAACAAAGCUGAAUGUAUAAAUCUGUCCUCGUUUAUGAUGUAGGCCUUUACAUGGCAGUUGCUGUUUUGCAGUAUCAAUGUAAGGCUUCAUCACCAGUAAAAUAAACUGGUUGGCAUCAGCAGGUAAAGUUUCAGCAGUAUAACAUUAAAGUUAAUGGCUAAAUCACCAAGUCCAUUAGCAGUAGGAAUUUGUAUAGCAUAGGCAGUCAUUGUCAUUUAAAGAAGCCCUGGUUUUAUAAAGAUUUUACCAUACUUUCCCCCACUUAACAUAUUUAUGGUAAAAUACUACAGCCACUUUCUUCUUAAUUCCUAAUAUGAAAUACUGUAUUUCUAAGUUCUUAAAACGUGUUCCUUCCUUGACAUACUGGCUAACUAUGUUGCAUGACAGUUUUGGUGUGGGGAUACACUGUAUGAGCACAUGCUUUCAAAAGGUGAAGCGAAUGGAAAGGAUUUUCUAAAACUGUACAGCAGUAGAAUUUAAGACUGCUGACUGUUUUCUACAGAUACAACAGUAUAAACAUUCUUUUUAAAUUAGCCAAUAAAAUGCAGAUAUACAAGGGAUUUAUCUUGGUAUGUGAGAAAUGUUGCAAGCCCAGAGUUUAAUUUUUAUUUGACACUGUUCACAAGUGGUGCCAUUAAACUCUUCUGCAUGAGAUCACAGUUUAUAUAUAUAAAUUGCACUGUCAGUCAAUCACACAGCACAAUAAACACUAGCAGACGUGGGUCACAGAUCUAUACAACCAGGGUACCUAUAUCCAGAAUUAUAACAUUUAGACCUAGGGACUGAGCUUGCUGGGCUAUAUUAUUUGCAUAUCAUGAUCGAACCUUUUUCUAAGUUACAAAUGUAUUUGUAGCAAGCCUUUUUUUUUCAUUACAUAUAAAAUCUGAGCUUUUACAGUUAGAAUUCCAGAACAUUACUGGGGUGGUUGGGGCCUUUUUAAAGAAUAACGGUUGUUUGAAAUUAUAUAGAGUCUUAUUAAUAAGGAAACACUACUUUGAAAUUCAGCUUUAUUUGGACAUUUUGAAUAUAGUCUUAAAAGGCUGAUGCCAACAGUAACUGUUUACUGCUGAGGAGCUCAUCUUGAUUACGAGUUUGCUGACUGAAUGUCGAGUUGGCACUUUUCAUUUAUUAUAUGUAUAAAAAUCAGAAUGUGUACUUUGGACUGAAGAUGUGUACCCCUUGCUUGUUUCAAGCACACCAUAGGGCUUAUUCAGGUAUGGAAACACGCGUGUGAGGCACUGCACAUGCAAUGGACACGUGCCACAUGUGUGAGCUGCUUUAGGGGAAGGGGACACACUAAGCAUUAACUUUUUUGAUAGAAAGAAGUACAACUUUCUUAAAUACAUAAAUGCUAUUUUACUUGACGAAUUUUCUAAUGUGAUAUUUUUGUCACUGAUGCAAAAAAAAGGUGGGGAGAGUAAACUUGGAACCUCUGCCCCACUUUUCUCAGUCCACAGUGGAUUUGCAUGUUAACUGCACGCCACCUACUUUUCCCCCCUUCUUUUUUUCCAUGACAGAAAAAAUAAUAACAUGCUUAAAUGUUUAAGCUAAGAGUUGGUGCCAAAAGGUCUCGCUAUUACAGUUCAUUGUGAUGCAUGUACAGAAACAGAAUUAUUUAUGUGAUGCUGCAGAAGAGCAAAACAAAAAAAGGUUUUCAAAAAACCUGUGGGAAUGAUAUUUUUUGACAGACUUUUAAAUAAAGUUGAAAUCUCUAAAAAGAUGUAAUAUAUAUAUAUUUUGUGGAUGUUUCUAUUUCUUGGACUUACAGUACCUUAUAAUAAGGUAAAAUUGAGCAAUGCUUGUUAUUGUGAGAAUGGUGAUUUUUUCACCCAGCAUUUUAACUUCCUCAUUUGUCACAUUGUAACACAAAUUUAUAGUUAAUGCAUAAAGCAUUAAAACUAAUGUAAUGUGGUACCAUUUGCACUGUGAGCAAAUGCUGAUACAGUAAAUAUAUUGUGUUUGCGGACAAUCA
Molecule: messenger RNA, 4728 nt
Organism: Protopterus annectens (West African lungfish)
Lineage: Eukaryota; Metazoa; Chordata; Ceratodontiformes; Protopteridae
Gene: EGR3
Product: early growth response 3
Exons: 2
Coding region: 212-1384 (390 amino acids)
Biological process (GO): regulation of transcription by RNA polymerase II
Molecular function (GO): RNA polymerase II cis-regulatory region sequence-specific DNA binding; DNA-binding transcription factor activity, RNA polymerase II-specific
Source: RefSeq, a predicted model, not a curated record